CAGAUUUUGUAAACUUCUCUUCUAAGCUUUAAUAUCUCUCUAUAAUCGUCAGAGGAGAGAACAAUGAUGUUCAAGAUGCAAGUACAGCACACCAACUGCUGCUGUACGUGACUACACUGAAUGAUCAAAUUGAGGGGAAAGGCAAGUGAGCAUUUUUAGCCAGCAUUGUGAGGUUGGAGCCAAAAGCUAAUAGCAACAUGGCACUUCCCCACAAUACUGUGAACAUGAACACUGUAUAUAUGGACCAUCUAGUGCAAGCAGGUCAUACGGGAUGGUAUGAUUACAACACAUUCAAUAAUUUGCUGGUCACACCGCCUAUGCAAGCUCCACAACUGGCCAUGCCUCAGCACCACCACCAUCCUCAAGAAAUUAUAACAGCACCACCCAGACCCAAACCACCAGCAUCUCGACCCAAACCACGGACAACACCAACAGAGCGCACCUACUUCUGUGAUGAGUGUGGUGCUACAUUUUCAAACUCAUCCAACUUGAAGUCUCAUGGCAGGAUACAUUCGGGUGAACGUCCUUAUAUUUGUGAAGACUGUGGUGCAUCCUUUGUUCAGAGUUCAAAUUUAAAAGCACAUAAGCGCAUUCACACAGGUGAACGUCCGUAUACAUGCUCUGAGUGUGGCCAGACCUUUUCUCGCUCUUCACACUUAACUGGCCACAAAAGAACUCAUACUGGUGAAAGGCCGUAUAUAUGUGGCAUAUGUGAGGAUUCAUUUGUCACUAGUACACACUUACGAAAUCACAUGCGAAAGCAUACUGGGGAGAGGCCAUUUACAUGCCAGAUAUGUGAAGCAGCCUUUGCUCAGAAUGCUUCUUUACAAAUUCAUUUACGCAUUCAUACUGGGGAAAGACCUUACAAGUGUGUGGACUGCGCUGCUGCAUUUCGUUCAAAAGGAGAUUUGAGAAGUCAUCAUAAACUUCACACUGAUGAGAGGCCUUUUGCUUGUUGUCGGUGUGGUAAGGUUUUCAAAACAAAUCAGUAUUUACAAAAACACUUGAAGAAAUGCGGUGCUCCUCCAACUGGCAAAAAACGUGGACGUCCACGUAAGUCCCUUUCUGCUGAUUCUAUGAUAUCGUCAGUACCCAAGAGAACAGUAAAUCGUGGUGGGCGUGGCAGGGGGCGUACAAGGGCAAAGCGUGGGAGACCAAAAGCAAGACCCACUCGUAUUACUCGCCAUACUAAACUUGAUGAGCUGGGUCACAUUAUGCAUGAUGAUGAAUAUGAAGAGGAUCCAAACACACCAGUAGAAUUUAUGGGAUCUGGAAAAGUUGAAAAUGGUGAUACACAGGUAUUAGAAGAUGCAGCUAGUAGUUCUGAACUCCUACAGCAGCAGCAGCAUAGUGUGGAUCCUCAUAUGGAUGCUUUAGAACAGAGUGUUCAAGGACUUCCUGACUUGAAGGUGUCGACCUGCUCAUUUUGAGGAAAUAACUAAUGGUAUUGACCAUGUGUCAGAUGUGGGUCAUGGUCUUCAUAUUGCUCAUGUUGAGCACAUUGAGCAUAUGCCACUUGAAGCCAUGGAACGAGUUGUUCAGGUAACUCAUUAUUAAUUGUACUUGUAAAUGUAGAGGGUAGAUCAUUUUUACAAUAAUGUAUUAACUUUAUAUAAUUAUUAUUAAUUAUUUUUCGAUCGUGUAUCACUUAUUUUUUGUACCUAUUUCAAGGUACAAAAAUUAGGUUAUUUUUUGUACGUUAAUAUUUUACUAUGCUGAUUAAAAGUAAAGAAAAGAUCCCUCAAAGAACAGUUAAUAUUGUUCUUUUGAUACUGCUGUUUGUCAUAUUUUAUAACAAAAGUAAAAUAAGAUGAAAUUAAUUUUGUGGUUUAAUUCAGACUAUUUUUAUUUUAUGCUAUUACUAUUUCUUGUACAGCACUGAGGUAGAAAACUGUUUCCAGUAAGUGCUUAUGUGCAAGGAAAAAAUGUAUAUAAUAUUUGAACUAGGUUUACUUUUUUAAAACCAGAGUUUUUGAUAGACUCGGUGCAUCUUUGAAUAUACAUUAAGAAAUCUUCCAACAGUUUGUGAAAUCUACAACAAGUUAAGAUGUUACAACACACAUCUAAGAAAUGAGUAUUGUGUAUCAGUACCUUAUAAAAUGUGCUGUUUUGGUUGGCCAUUUAAAUCACUGAAGAACAAAAAAAAAAAAAAAUGCCUCAGUAUGUAUAGCUGCUGUUCUGUUAUUCUAUUUGCCCAUAAGACAGAAAUGUGAAUGGAACUGAUAGUGGUGAGACCCAUUGUUGACAGAGGAGAGAGAAAAACAAAUUCUUGUCCAUUCUUUAAAUGCAAGUCUGUGAAAAUUAGGUGAUAACUGUUCAGAUAACAUGACUAGAAAAAAAGUGUCAGCUAGAAG
Cherax quadricarinatus is the source of this 2354-nucleotide messenger RNA. NCBI's taxonomy places the organism in Eukaryota, Metazoa, Arthropoda, Malacostraca, Decapoda, Parastacidae. The record is from RefSeq and is a predicted model, not a curated record.